CGUGGACAGGUGUGGCCCAAAGUUGCUUAGCGCCAUCAGUGGACCAACUGCCAAAGAGCUUCUCCGCCUCUCCUCACUUCCAAGAACUGACUGCUGCAGCUUCAUCUCGUGGCUCUUGCUUCAGAAAGUGCCAUUCAAGGAAAAGCCGGUCUUUUUCUCAUUCUAAUGUGUUUCUAUUUUCAGAUUUAAUUGUUAUCCCUGCUCAGCUGCACAAUCAAACCUUGGUAUUGGGGUCGUUACCAGUGGGGGUUGGCUGUUGUUUGGUCCCAUCACAUCAUCACCUACCUUAUCUCCCGCCUCCGACCGAACUCCGCUGCAUAACGGGAUACCGUUGGAUCAACACCUCCUCUUUUCGCCGGCGCUUUCCCUCAUAGAAGCCCCCUCCCUCCAUGUCCUUGUUCGGCACAUCUCCCGAGGACUCCUCGGCAGGCAAUUCAGCUCAUAGGUCCAAGUCUUCGCUCUUCGCCGACGAACCCUCUCUAGGUACUGGUAGCAAUGCCAACCUGGGCUCCUCCCUUUUCGCCGACGAUGACGACCUGGGCUCUGGUUCACCGUGGAAUAACAAUGUCAACAAGAGGACUGCCAGGCAUAAGCUCGUGAAGACCUUACUAUCGGACUCGGAUGCCCCCGAGAGUUAUAUCGAUGCCUACGACCUAGUCCUCAGUGCAGGCGAUCGCGUUGGCGCCGGUAUUGGACUGACUUCAGUCAGGGAAAUUCUGUCCGGCAGCGGGGUCAGUGCCUCUGACCAAGAAAGAAUCCUCAACAUUGUUGUUUCUGGUGAUAUCGAUAGUGCAAAUGGACUGGGACGUGGCGAGUUCAACGUUCUUCUAGCACUCGUGGGCCUUGCGCAAGAAGGGGAAGACCUUACAUUAGAUGCAGUCGAUGACAGGCGCAAGAAGCUCCCCGCACCGAAAAGCUUAUACCUUGAUGCGUUGCGCGCAAAGCAGGAAUCCGGCACCCCUGCGCCGUCGCAAGAGCGGCCGAUUACUCCACCUCGCCCUGCGUCACCCCAGCAAGCGCCCCACUCAGCUCAAUCACGACGGUCACGACGAGAAUCGAUGACAGGCUUCGAGUCCGACCCUUGGGGUAGUCCAGAGCUGCAUCGCGGACAUACCCACGCACAACUCGAAUCCGACCAUCCCGUGUUGAAUGGCUAUGGUAGUGUUCGGUCCGCUACUAAUGCUUGGUCUAGUAGAGUCGGUGAGGACAAUAACCCCAAUGAAAUUUCGAACACCAACCGCUUGAAUGGCCAAACAGAUCCUGCGCCGUCCCACGGCUCAGGAUUUGGAUGGGGUGAAAGUCUUGGCAAUACCCCGAGUGAUGGUGGGCUUGGAGCAACAGCCCGGACUGGACUUGGAGGAUUUGGCCCUCCUAGUAGUGAUCACAGUGACCCAAAUCCCCGUCGGCGGUCACUGGGGAUAAGUAGGGUAGCAAGUCCGCCGGUGGAAGAACUCGUGACGGUAACGCUACUCCCGGAGAAGGAGGGGAUGUUCAUGUUCCAGCAUCGCAAUUAUGAGGUAAAGUCCGCUCGUAGGGGGAGCACAGUGGUACGGCGAUACAGUGAUUUUGUUUGGCUCUUGGACUGUCUCCAAAAACGGUAUCCGUUCCGACAGCUUCCUCUUCUUCCACCGAAGAGACUUUCAGCGGAUUCCAAUGCAUUUCUCGAGAAACGUCGCCGUGGACUCGUCCGAUUUACCAAUGCCCUUGUCCGACACCCCGUCCUUAGCCAGGAGCAACUCGUGAUCAUGUUCCUAACUGUCCCUACUGAACUGUCCGUGUGGCGGAAGCAAGCCACGAUUUCUGUGCAAGAUGAAUUUACUGGGCGAGUCCUUCCCCCUGAUCUGGAAGACUCCCUGCCUUCUACCCUUCCGGACACAUUCGAGACCGUCAGGGGCGGUGUAAAGACGUCUGCGGAAAUCUACAUCAACCUAUGCACAUUACUUGAGCGUCUGGCCAAGCGCAAUGAAGGCCUUGCGGCUGACCACCUGCGGUUCUCGCUCGCCCUUCAAUCCCUCACGGAGGUGACUCGAGACACAUACGCGAUUGACACCAACGACGUUCCUUUACUUAAUGAGGGUAUCAAAGCCACUGCCAAUCAUCUCUCUGUCAGCCAAAGCCUAUUGGAGGAUGAGGCACGUGCCUGGGAAGAGGGCGUGUUGGAGGACUUGAAGCGCCAGCGAGACUGUCUGGUCAGUGUGCGGGAAAUGUUCGACCGCCGAGACCGUUACGCGCGGAACAACAUUCCUCAACUGGAGCGGCGCAUCGAGAACAACGAGAGGAAGCUACAGGCUUUGAGAAGCCCUCAAGGUACCGCCAAACCCGGAGAGAUCGAGAAGGUAGAGGAUGCAAUCUUCAAGGUGCGUAUUUCUUCCACGCCUGAAUUUACCAUCAUCUACUGACGUCGCGUUUGUUGAACUUUCAAGGACAAGGAGUCGAUUGUACAACAACAUGCGCGCGGUGUUUUCAUCAAAGAAUGCAUUCGCGACGAAAUAAUAUAUUUCCAGCAGAGCCAGUAUCAUAUUAGCCGACUUCACCAGGACUGGAGUCAGGAGCGGGUCAAGUAUGCCGAGCUGCAGGCAGAUAAUUGGCGGUCAUUGAGUGACCAAGUCGAAGGCAUGCCUUUGGGUGACUGAGAAGAUGGACAUGAUUGUAGCAAUGCAGGCGACCGGUCUAGACGUUUUUAUUUUUUUUUUAUUUUUUUUUUUUUAGUUGCGUGUCUAUGUGUAUGAGUUUAUUUUUCUCUGUGCCGCCGUCGCCGACGAUUGCGUGGGGGAGAGUACACUAUGUGUUUAGCCUGAUGUUUCUGAAGCGGUCUUUUUGCGAUGUAUCUUGCCUCGCUUACUGCAUUGUUUUUGUUUGAAGUCUCUUCGUGGCCCUCUGGGACCACCAGGAUUGAUACCUUUAAUUUGGAAUAUGGUUGGGCUGCUUGUUGGGAGUGAGAAACAUGAACCGAUACAUCAUUAAG
This is a messenger RNA of Aspergillus pseudotamarii, 2965 nucleotides long. RefSeq names its product sorting nexin Mvp1 (gene mvp1). Lineage: Eukaryota; Fungi; Ascomycota; Eurotiomycetes; Eurotiales; Aspergillaceae. Gene Ontology annotation, biological process: protein targeting to vacuole; retrograde transport, endosome to Golgi. The coding region runs from base 390 to 2399 and encodes 669 amino acids. Gene Ontology annotation, molecular function: phosphatidylinositol-3-phosphate binding. The transcript has 4 exons. Gene Ontology annotation, cellular component: endosome. The record is from RefSeq and is a predicted model, not a curated record.